Messenger RNA from Etheostoma cragini (Arkansas darter), 425 nucleotides. Its product is annotated as sodium/calcium exchanger 1-like. Gene Ontology annotation, molecular function: calcium:sodium antiporter activity. Bases 171 to 425 code for a protein of 84 amino acids. The transcript has 2 exons. Gene Ontology annotation, cellular component: sarcolemma; postsynapse; axon. NCBI's taxonomy places the organism in Eukaryota, Metazoa, Chordata, Actinopteri, Perciformes, Percidae. The record is from RefSeq and is a predicted model, not a curated record. Gene Ontology annotation, biological process: sodium ion transmembrane transport; calcium ion import across plasma membrane.
AUUUGCUGCAGAGCACUGUGGAUAAACUCCUGAAGAAGACCAACCUGGCCCUGGUGAUCGGGACCAACAGCUGGAGGGACCAGUUCCUGGACGCCAUCACGGUCAACUCGGGUGAUGAUGACGAUGAUGACAGUGGCGAGGAGAAGCUGCCAUCUUGUUUUGAUUACGUCAUGCACUUCCUGACGGUCUUCUGGAAGCUUCUGUUCGCCUUCGUCCCCCCCACGGACUACUGGAGCGGCUGGGCCUGCUUCUUCGUCUCCAUCUCCGUCAUCGGCAUGCUGACGGCCGUCAUCGGGGACCUGGCGUCGCACUUCGGCUGCACCGUGGGCCUCAAGGACUCCGUCACCGCCGUGGUGUUCGUAGCUCUGGGGACGUCGGUCCCAGGUCGGACAUCACAGCCAAUCACAGCGCAGCACAUGACAUAG